This is a messenger RNA of Didymodactylos carnosus, 885 nucleotides long. The record is from the annotation of a GenBank genome assembly. Lineage: Eukaryota; Metazoa; Rotifera; Eurotatoria; Philodinida; Philodinidae.
AUGAAAUUCGCCACUAUAUUGCAAUAUCUGAACAAAAAUCCUGCCACCAUCAUCAAAUACUUCGAUGUCAGAUUAUUUGUACGUGAUAACAAAAAAUGGAUACUAUUCGUAUCCGUAUGUGUUCUUAUUCAGCUAUACACUAUUGUUAUAUUUCCUAUCCAGUCGAACAAGUAUCAAUUUAAUGAAAAAACUGAUCAAAAACUACUUGAUGGUUGCCGUUAUGUUUACAUUGACAUGGGAACAAAUAUUGGUAUACAAAUUCGAAAACUUUAUGAACCACAAUUGUACGCAAAUGCGCCUGUUCUCCCACUAUUCAAAGAAAUAUUUGGAAAUUAUUCAAAUGAAGUGUGUUCUGUUGGCUUCGAAGCAAAUCCUCUACAUGACAGUUACCUUAAAGAAUUUCAAACUUAUUGUUUAAAACGAGGUUGGCGGGUGAAGAUUUUCACGUCGACAGCUGUAAGUAUUAAAGAUGGAAAUGUCACAUUCCACACAGAACCGGGUAAUGAACAAAAUAACCAGUGGGGUGCAAGUUUAGUAGCUAGGCCAAAUACAGCGAAUAUAACCGUACCAAGUAUCGACGUCUUGUCGUGGUUAAAAAGCACAGUAUUAGAUCGAAAACUGUCCCCUGGAUUUCUUCCACCAAGAAUUAUGAUGAAAAGCGAUAUUGAAGGACAUGAUUCAAUGGUACUUGCGAAUCUUAUACUUAGCGGUCUUUAUUGCUCAAUUGAUCUCAUCUAUGGCGAGCAUUUAUCGCCUCAAUUUCAAGAUUCAGUUUCGUUAUUUCAACAAUAUUCAGAAUCGUGCAAAACUAAAUUAAUUAGUAUGGACGAUGAAUCGUAUCAUACAGCGAGAUUUUCUUUUAUAAUCCAAAAUUCAACUUAUUGA